UAUCUUGUAAAUAAAGAUGUAUUAUUUACUCUGUCUCCUGAUACAAGAAUUAGGGGUCACAAAAAUGAGACUAGGCGGCAGUAAAUUUAAAACUAACAAAAGGAAGUUCUUUACACGCAGUGUGUAAUUCAGGUGUGGAGCUCAUGGCCACCAGAUGCUGUUUAUCCAGAGUCAGAAAGGGACUGGACAGAUUCUUGGAGGAAAGGGGCAUCAGGAGCUAUGGUGCAUGGCAGUUAGGGGUUCAGCCUCAGAAUCUGAACUUCCAAGACCUUAAAUGCUGCGGAGGCUGCAAGGGAGAGGAGCAGUGGGGGGAAAAAACUGUGGUCUUACCCAGUUCACUGUCCCUUUCAUUCUCUGCCAGUGUGUGACACAAGAUACUGGCCAAGAUGGAUAUAUGGUCUGACCAAGUAAAUGGCAGUCCUUAUGUUGUUAUGCCCCCCUGAGAAAGGCAUAGGACAUGCCCUCCAUGCCUGUGGAAAGCAUCAUUUCCCAUGAACACAGCACUAGCCAAAGACUUUAGAGCAGGGGGGGUCAGAUAAGGCCCACAAAGCCACUCAGUACAGCCUGCCAGAUACCGUAGGAAGUUGGGCAGUGUGGCCUACAGUAGAAUCUGGGGCCCUUGUGGACGUGGCUAUCAGCAGCAGGAGGGUGAGCAAGGGCUGAUGCAAUCCUGGCCACCCUUUGGAUGCUUUGCCCAUCACCACUGCCAUAGCCCUAGCUCCUUUGACCCCAGCCCCAUUGCUGCCCCAUGCCUUCUGCUCUAUUCCAACAUUAAAGCUGCUACUGCAACACAGGGCAUGCAGCAGCAGCUUCCACAGGACACACAGCAGGAACUGGAGUUGCUCAGUGUGCCGCAGGCUGGUGCUGCUGCCUUGGGCUGAACCCUGCUAGGAUGGAGCCCCACAAUCCAAAUCCAACAUGGGUUCACAAAAGCACUCUUCUUUGGGAAGUGAAGAAUGGAAUCCUUGGGAAGGGGAUGAAAAAAACGAACAGAUUGCUUCCCAGCAAAGAUAUGAAACUAACCUUCAAUUACUAAAAAAUAUAAAAUCUCAGCAAGAACCAACAGCCCUUAGAGUGCAGAUCUGGGGUAAAGCAGCAGUAGGUCUUUACCUCUGGCAACAUAUUCUUGAAGGUCUGCUUGAACCAGCUGACAUGACUGCUCAGUGGAGAGAAGGAAGCAUAAAGGCAGGAAAAACACUUUUCAGUUUCAUCACUGGUGCAGCUGUAGUUCCUGGAUAUUUCUCAGUAGAAGCUGAUAAUGUGGUUCUAGUUCUGAAUGGAAGAGAAGAAGCAAAGAUAACUUACGCCACACAGUGGUUACAUUAUGCACAAACUUUAAUUCAAACUCACAAGCUGCAGCAUGUUGCUGUCCUGCUGCUUGGAAAUGAACAGUGCAACAAUGAAUGGAUACAACCAUACCUAAAAGGACAUGGGGGAUUUGUAGAGCUACUUUUUAUAAUCUAUGAUUCUCCCUGGGUAAACAAAGACGACAUUUUCCAGUGGCCUUUAGGAGUGGCUACAUAUAGAAAUUUUCCUGUGGUAGAACCCACUUGGUCAAUGCUUCGUACUCCAAGAUCAUAUCUAUGCAAUUUCUUGGGAACAGUUUAUAAGAACUCAUCUAGGGAGACCCUAAUGGAAGUGUUGAAACAAGAUGAACUUGAUAAACUUUGCUGGAUUACAGCCAGAGAACAGUGGCAGCCUCAAGAAACAAAUGAAAGUUUUAAAAAUUAUCAAGAUGCAUUGCUGCAGAGUGAUCUCACAUUGUGCCCAGUGGGAGUAAAUACAGAAUGCUAUAGAAUUUAUGAGGCAUGUUCAUACGGAUCUGUUCCUGUGGUAGAAGAUGUAAUGACACCAGGUGAUUGUGGAAAUUCAUCUAUAUACCACAAUGCUCCAUUGCAAUUACUAAAGACAAUGGGGGCUCCAUUUAUCUUUGUUAAAAACUGGAAAGAGCUUCCUGUAGUUUUAGAAAAAGAAAAAAAUAUGAACUUACAAGAAAAGAUCCAAAGAAGAAAAAAGCUUAUAGAAUGGUACAGGCACUUCAAAGCGCAAAUGAAACAAAAAUUCAUUCAUAUUUUAGAAAACUCAUUUUUACCCUAUGAAAAAGGAUAAAUUUCACACACCACCCCCACCGAAAAUCAAAAAUUGGUUGAAAACUUUAUUCCCACUGAUCUGUAAACGAUGCUUUAUAUAGAAAGAAAAAUCAACACAAGUGCAGCUCCUUUGAAAUCAACAGAGCUGUGCAAACUUAUCCCAGGGCUGAAUUUAGCCGUCUGUUCUUAGCUGCUUUCAGAAAGUCUUAGAGGUUGGCAGUCUGCACGGACAUCAUUAACUUUAUUAUUAUUACUGCAAUGCCUAGUUUUCUUAUAUUUAGCAAAUAAAUGCUUCUGAUUCUCAGUGGGAUUACAGGAUUUCAAGAAAUACUUCACUCAGUUUUGUAGGAUUUCCCCCCCAAAAGUGCUGGCCACACUGUAGUGAUAUUUCUGUUUUCAGUAUUCUCUUUCCUGAAGUUCUCCUGCCGCCACUCCCCCAUUUUAAAAAUAUAUAACUGAAGAGCAAAAGCCUGGGUCAAACAAGCCCUAAAUGACAGAACUUUUAAUAGUAAACAAAUUCUUUAUUGUAAGUACAAUAAUUAUUUGUACAUAGAACUACCCCCUCCCACCUGUCAGGAACAAAAUGAAAGCAUUUAGUGCUUUAGGUUCUUCCCAUUUUUCUAAUGUCUCAGAGUUACAUGUUGGGUGGUGGUAGAUGCUUGAUGUGAAAAAACUUUACUUUUGUGUGGUUUUAUAACAAAAGGAGUGUAUCCUUGUGUGGAUCUGUGCUCCUCGCUCGUUGUCUGCAACACGUUUCUGUAGUUGUCAUCCCCAUUAUGGCUUCCAAGUGUCCCGCUAGCUUAUCUUCUACCCCUCUCCCUGGUCCAUCUAUGAAGUGCAAGAGAACUUCACUAACCCUUCACCACCUCUCUUCAUACCAACUAAACAUUCACCACCACGCUAUGUUGUGUGUACUGUCUGCUGUUGGUGAGUACCAAAAUUGUCUUGUAAAAGUGGUAGAAAUGGGUCUGAGGGUCAGUACAGUCGAGGUCUUGGAACAUAUCCCUAUUUAUUACACUGUAAAGUGGGUUCCCUUUACGUGAAUUUGGGUUGUGCGCCAUUUUCCAGAAAUGCAUGUACAGCAUAAAGCAAGGGAAACUUGUAAUCCUUCUUCCCUGACAUCCACCCAUCCAUACCUCUUUCUCUGGUCACAUAUGGAGAAUAUCCAAGAGUGCUCACUUUUGUGAAACCUUUCUCCACUUAAACAUUUCUGUAAAGGAAGGACUAUCCUUAUAUUUUAAAUACGUAUCUAGAAUCCUGAGCCCUCUCCACUUUCUCCAAGAAAAGUCACAGUUUAGAAUACUGUUUUAGUGGGUUGUUUUUUUUCUGGUAAGGUUGUAGUGGUAUUAUGGUAUAUGUGGUAUAUGGCAGUAUUUAUGAUGUCAAAGUAAACAUGUAAAAAUGCAUUUGAUCAAUGUUUUCAGUUAAAAAAUGCAGCCCCAUGGGCAUAGUAAGUUUGUAAGCAUAAUUAUGGGUCUGUGUCAUCACACUAAUCUUGAGGCCCAGAUGUCUGCAAGAGUCAAAAAAGAAUUAGGGAUAAAUGUUUUAAAAAAUGUCAGUGUGAGUUGGGAACUCACUUCCCAUAUCCCUGUUCCUGCUACUGAAGCAUCUGGUAUUAACCACUAUCCCAGGAAAUGCUCUCUGCCUCACAUCCUUUCCCUUUGCAUGCAUCUCUAAGAUACAAAGAGAGUCUCUUCUUUAGGGUCCAGUCGAUAAGGCUAAGUACAGAAAAUCAAAAAGCCCAAGGCAGAACCAAUUCAAUCUAUGCAGUUUCCUCUAAGCUUCAUAGGUUAAACUGACAACCAACUGAACUGACAUCCAGUUUUCAAUUGGGAAAGGCAGAGAGAGGCCUGUGCUGACCCAGGCUAGUAGGCAGGGAGUACUAAAGCACACCUCCCAGCCUGCUGGCCAUUGCCAGCCUGGCCAAGUAGAACCAUUCCUGAUUGACUCCCUGGUACAUGCCCCCAACCCCCCGCUGUCUCCCCACAGCGGGUUGAGGAGCCCCCUGUCCAGGUACUGGCCCACCUCGGGGAGCCUCCCCCUCACAGGGUUUCCCCAAGCUUGGGUUCCCCAGCCCUGGGAGCCAAGGGGAUUUCCUACCUCCCCACUCCCAGUUGCUGUGAGUCUGAGGCAAAAGCAGCUGCGGGGGGAGUGGAAGAAUUUCCUUCCGCUUCCUGAGGCUGCCCCAGGCUAUCCAUGAGAUUAGCAGGGGCUAAGGCAAGCAGCUGUGGGGUUCAAGAGGGAAACAAUUCCCCUCAGCUCCCUGGGGCUGCC
Molecule: messenger RNA, 4364 nt
Organism: Alligator sinensis (Chinese alligator)
Lineage: Eukaryota; Metazoa; Chordata; Crocodylia; Alligatoridae
Gene: RXYLT1
Product: ribitol xylosyltransferase 1
Exons: 6
Coding region: 919-2109 (396 amino acids)
Biological process (GO): protein O-linked glycosylation via mannose
Cellular component (GO): Golgi apparatus
Molecular function (GO): ribitol beta-1,4-xylosyltransferase activity
Source: RefSeq, a predicted model, not a curated record